AUGGUCCGUCUACUAAUCGUCAUAAUCAUCAUCCUUGCCCUCGUGUUCCACUGCUUGCGAGUUCCGCGCGGCUUCUUCGUCGAAGUCAUCGACAUCAUCACCAUCCUCCUCCAAAAGCUCUGCCUGUUGCUCAUCAUAUGUGCGAGUUCUUGCACCAGGAACAUCCAUUUCCUCCUCAUAGCCCUCUUCAUAGCCCUCCUCGCCAUCCGGACUAGUCUUCCGACUAUUAUGGACUCUCAAAUAGCACGUCUUCGGUCACAGAUAGACCAUAGGUCAGAGACGUCGUUCUUGAAUGUACAAGGGCCCGAGAUCGACGACGUGUUUGGCGGUCUGACUGUAAGACAAGACGGUACGCUCAAGAUACCAGACCACUACAAAAAGCUUCGGCCAACGCUCCAAGCAUACCUGCGCCAGGACCAAAGGUUCAACUGGGGUACCAAUCCCACAAAGAGGGAGUGGGAGGCGUUGUUCAACGACCUCGCAGCUGCAGAAGUGAAGGCCAAUGACUCCGGCAGCGGUUCAGCUGAUGCUUUCGGCCACAUGCUGGUCAAAAUCGGCGAGCGGGCUGAUAGGAUAGACCCCUGGAUCAACUUGAUCCCAGACGAGUUCGGACUAUGUGUCGUCAAGUCGGCUUUCGCCCUCUUACUGGAUACAGCAAAGUCGGACUCGGAGAGAAGACAAGCAAUUUCUGAUGCUUUCCUAGUGGUCAGAGACGCUAUCGCGGAUGCCAGCUCCAAAGGCAUUCAUUUUCAGACCGAGCCUAGCGUCUACCGAGCGGCAGGAGAUCUAUAUGAAUCUAUAGCAGAUGCUAUCCAAGAGCUUUUGUCGCUUGUCAAAACUCAGAAGCAGCUCGAUGUCACGACAAUCGAAUGGCCCAUCAACAAUCAGAAAACAGAACCGGACAUCGGACUAGGGUCAUCGGUGCAACGUGAAGCUUCCAGGGCGGUGAUAUCACUAGACCGUCUCGUCAAAAUCCUAAGCGCCCCGUCCCCGGGUCGUAUACUAGCCCAGGAUGCGUCCAUUGAUCUCAACGUGCUGUUCUUGAGACAAAGAGAUCUGGAACGUAUUCUCCAGAACACUGCCCGGUUCGACCCCAGAGCCGAAAGCCGGGCGCACACCAUCCUCAACCAAGACAGGUUCUCUGAAUGGAUGCAGCAGGACCAUCCCGACAUGCCCCUGGUUGAUGGGGGCAUACCUGGGUCGGCCCAGGAUGCAAUCUCCCCGAUGUCCCUUCUCUGUGCCAACUUGAGUCUCGUUCUGGGUGAACACGAGCCCAACAGCAUCUUCGCUAUAUUCUACUGCGGACUGCAUACCAGGCCGUAUAAUGACGACUGGUACGGUCCGUCCGGGAUGCUCCGGUCUUCUAUAGCACAGGUUUUGUUGGCUCUGAUAGAGAGAAAUUUCCUUGAUCUAGGCUGCCUCGGCCGAAGGGGCUACGUCCGAGGACUUGAGCGUCACGAUUUGGGAAUAUUGUGCGACCUUCUCAGUGACCUGGUAUGUCAAUUCGAUGCCGAAACGAUCAUUUAUGUCAUCAUCGACGGAGUAUCAAAGUUCGACGUCGACUACAACAACAUAUUCCAAAGGUUAAAGGUGGCGAUACGGCGGUUUGGAGACAUCGUCAAAGACGACGAGUUGAGGCUCAGGCUGAAGAUUCUCAUGACCGUACCCUUCAGAUCGUCGAUAAGAUCGAAGAACAUCGUAGACACCAAGUUUCAACUGGCUUCACUUCAGCAGCUUUUGGCUCCCAACAAACUGUCGAAAGGUUCCAUCCUGUCAUCGAUUUUGAGCCCGUCAACUCUGCAGAGCGCAGCCACUACAUCAAGUCUGCAAAACGACUUGCCAGAAUGGGGCAGUGAAGAUUACGAUGACGAGUAG
Messenger RNA from Colletotrichum phormii, 1875 nucleotides. RefSeq lists its product as uncharacterized. The coding region runs from base 1 to 1875 and encodes 624 amino acids. The record is from RefSeq and is a predicted model, not a curated record. NCBI's taxonomy places the organism in Eukaryota, Fungi, Ascomycota, Sordariomycetes, Glomerellales, Glomerellaceae. The transcript has 5 exons.